Molecule: messenger RNA, 1682 nt
Organism: Hibiscus syriacus
Lineage: Eukaryota; Viridiplantae; Streptophyta; Magnoliopsida; Malvales; Malvaceae
Product: ent-kaurenoic acid oxidase 2-like
Exons: 8
Coding region: 48-1523 (491 amino acids)
Biological process (GO): brassinosteroid biosynthetic process; multicellular organism development; sterol metabolic process
Cellular component (GO): endoplasmic reticulum
Molecular function (GO): ent-kaurenoic acid monooxygenase activity; heme binding; iron ion binding
Source: RefSeq, a predicted model, not a curated record
AGAAACAAAACCCAAAAGCUAUCAAAAGAGAAAUUAAUUCCAUAAUAAUGAAAUUAUACUUGGAUUUAUCGGCUUUGGUUCUUGCUCUUCUGCUUGGGAUCUAUGUUUUCCUGUUUGGUUUUCUGAAGAAAAUAAAUGAGUGGCGCCAUGUUAGCAGCUUGGGAGAGAAGAAACAUUCUCUUCCUCCAGGCGAUAUGGGAUGGCCUAUCAUCGGCAACAUGUGGUCUUUCCUCAAAGCUUUCAGAUCAAACGACCCUGACACUUUCAUCUACAACUUCGUUCAAAGGUAUGGCCGAACGGGUAUUUACAAGACCUACUUAUUUGGAAGUCCAAGCAUCAUAGUUUCUAUUCCAGAAACCUGUAGGAAAGUGUCUGCAGAUGAUGAGCAAUUCAGACUCGGCUAUCCAAUUUCCACGAAGCAAUUAACCGGGAAAAAAUCGUUUCACAGCAUCCCGAAUUCAGAACACAAGCGUCUUCGCAGGCUAACAACGGCUCCGAUCAACGGCCAUGAGGCACUGUCCAUGUAUAUUGGACAUAUUGAGGAGAUCGUGGUUAAUUCCUUGGAGGAAUGGUCCACCAUGAAAGAGCCGAUUGAGCUGUUGAACGAGAUAAGGAAGUUUACUUUCAAGGUGAUUACACACAUCUUCGUUGGGUCCAGUGCUGAAUCAAUCAUGGGGUCAGUUGAGGAGCUUUAUACUGAUUUGAACCAUGGAAUGAAAUCUGCCGCAAUUAAUUUUCCUGGCUUCGCUUUCCACAAAGCUCUCAAGGCAAGGAAAAUGUUGAUUAAGAUCCUACAGGAAGUCCUUGAUGAGAGGAGAGUGGAGAGUGAAGUUAUUGAGCCGAAUGUAAAGAGAGGAAUGAUUGAUUUACUGAUGGAAAUCGAAGACGAGAAUGGCCACAAAUUACCCGAUGAGGAUAUAAUCGAUUUACUGCUCAUGUUCUUGUUAGCUGGUCAUGAAAGCUCAGCUCAUGUGGCUAUGUGGGCAAUCCUUUAUCUUCAUAACCAUCCACAAAUACUGAAGAUGGCCAAGGAAGAGCAAGAAGAAAUCUUGAAGAAGAGACAAAGUGUGGGGAAGGGUUUGACUCUAAAAGAUGUAAGACAAAUGAAUUAUCUUCAAAAGGUAAUUGAUGAGACACUGAGAAGGGCAAGUGUCUCUUUUUGCAACUUCAGGGAGGCAAAAGUUGAUGUUAACAUCAAUGGCUAUUUAAUACCAAAAGGUUGGAAGGUUCUGCUUUGGAAUAGAGGUGUUCACAUGGACCCUGAAGUUUAUCCAAACCCAAAAGAGUUCUUCCCUGAAAGAUGGGGGAACCACAAACCCAGGCCAGGAUCAUUCCUUCCAUUUGGAGCAGGAAGCAGGAUUUGCCCCGGAGCUGAUCUAGCCAAGCUUGAGAUCUCCAUUUUCCUUCAUUAUUUUUUACUUGACUACACGCUUGAACAAAUCAAUCCAGCAGGACCCAAUGUGUAUUUGCCUCUCCCAAGGCCUGUGGACAACUGUCUGGCGAAAGUCGUGAAGAUCGAAUGAUCGACCACUAUGCGAACGAUCUUCAUGUUUAUCUUAUUUUCCUCCAGUUCUGUUUAACUCAGCUCCACUAGUAGCCUUUUGUUAGGAAAAUAUCCAACCUGCUGUGUUGUAAAAUAUAUAAAUAUUCAGCCUUUUGUUCAACCCAUGUACCAGUUGAAU